CGUGAUCGUAACCAUUAACGGGUGUUUUGCAUGAUUUGAUCCACUUGUAACUUGCAUAAGGCUACAUUUGGGUUACAAUGCAAGAAGCUCCCCUCGGAGUCAUACCUGGCUGGCUGCAAAUAGACCAGUUGACUAUAUGAUGUGUGAACAACGUGCUAUUUCUGACAUUCGUUGACAGCCAGUAACACUGUGAAGUCACAGACAGCUGAUCUGGCAGAGAUGACAUCAACUUUUCUUUCACUGCUUUUAUGUAGCUUGCAGGCUUUGGUCAAUGUUUCUGGAUGGACGUACGACGGAAAAACAGGCGUAAAUCAAUGGGCGAAACUUUUUGCACCAUGCGGCGGACAAAAACAGUCCCCAAUAAACAUUCUGUCUGCCGAUGCAGAGGAAGAUUUAACUCUUAAGCCUUUCAAGCUGAACGGUUAUAACAGCGUCCCAGCGAACGCCGAAUGGGUGAUAGAGAAUAACGCGCACACAGUCCAAGUUAAUAUUAAAUCGGGGGAAUACAGUGUCCAAGGUGGAGGUUUGCCCAGGAAUUACAAACUGCUUCAGUUCCACUGGCACUGGGGUAUGACCAGCAAGGAGGGCUCAGAACACACAGUUAAUGGGAAAAGCUAUCCCAUGGAGCUUCAUUUAGUUCACUAUGCGUCAAAUUACACGUCGCCUGGAGAUGCGCUCGAUAAAACCAACGGGCUGGCAGUGUUGGGUUUCUUCAUAGACGUCCAAGCGGAAGAUAAUCCAUUCUGGGAAGGCGUAGUAAAUAUGAUGUCUAAAGUUGCCUAUGGAGGUACCAGUGCUCCUAUGCCUCCCGUAAUCCUGGCAGAACUUUUACCCAACCCAGACAAACUGAACGAGUUCUACCGUUACGGAGGAAGUCUUACGACCCCUGGAUGCUUUGAAUCUGUCAUAUGGACCGUUUUCACUGAACCAAUUCGUUUGUCCGAGAAACAGCUCCAAAAAUUCCGCCUUUUCCUCAGGUUUAAUAAAGCCGGAGAAGCCCCUGAACCCAUGGUUAAUAACUACCGCCCAGUUCAACCUCUAUAUGACCGGCUGGUAUACAAAAGCGUAUCUGAUGAUCGUCGAGGUUGGAGUAUGGAAUUGUUCCUUUUGCUUGCAGUUAUGGCCGUGGCUUGCAUGUUCUACCAAUCCGUCACCAAGACCGUUACCACAAAAAAGGCGGAUUGAGUCUUUUGGAGGAGGGAGUGAAAAAUAUACCUUUGGCAAUUAUUGAUAUUGCAAAGAAAAAUACAAACACCUUUUACAACAGCAUUAUUAUCUGCAAUACAACCGAGUUGGCAGAUUGAAAUAUUAGUAUUUUGGGGCAUUUGUUUUUUGUUUGUUUUUAUUAAUUUAUUUUU
This is a messenger RNA of Lingula anatina, 1358 nucleotides long. Its product is annotated as carbonic anhydrase 1. Lineage: Eukaryota; Metazoa; Brachiopoda; Lingulata; Lingulida; Lingulidae. Gene Ontology annotation, cellular component: plasma membrane. Gene Ontology annotation, molecular function: zinc ion binding; carbonate dehydratase activity. The record is from RefSeq and is a predicted model, not a curated record.